AUGCGCUGGAGUACGCCUUGGUCAUCGGGGCAGAGGCACAUGCUUCCUCAUGCUCGGCAGUUGGUGGCAAUCUGGAGAUUCUACUUGAUUUUGUUGUUAGCUGAACUCAGCGCUGCAAAAUCAUUAAUGGAUAUGAGCCCCAAAAAUGUGUGUGAAACAGAUGCCUGCAAACAAAGAGCUAAAAUGAUGUUGGACAGCAUGAACCAGUCUGAGGAUCCUUGUACUGACUUCCAUGAAUACGCCUGUGGGAACUGGAAAAAAACACACAAAAUACCUGAUGACGAUACCCAAAUCGGAAUGUUUCAUAUUCUUCAUGAUAAGCUUGAAAUGGACUUAAAAAGUAUUUUAUUGAACGCUACACUUGAAGGAAAAGAGCCUCAGAAUGCUACUAAUAAGGCUAUUUUGGCCUACAGAGUCUGCGUUUGUGAAACUGUCAACGAAACAGAGAAAUUUAAUGACCUGCUGAAGGUACUUAAGGGAGGUGGCUUUUCCAAGUGGCCACUACUGAACGAAGAAGAAUCACCUUACAGAAACUACACUCAGCUACUCGACCAAUCAAAUAUUUUUCCAUUUGUUAGUUCCUCAGUAUCCCAGGACUCUAAAAAUAUUCAAUCAAACGUGAUUUACCUCGACCAAAUUUCGUUUGGCUGGGUUGGUCGAAAUGAACUGAUCAACCAGGAGACAGAAGCCAGUAAGAAAAUAGUUAUGGCCUACAAGAAACUUAUUCAGGCAAUUGCGAAGGUCUUCAAGCCCAACUUAACUGAGGACAAGGCUCAGAAACUUUCUGAGGAAAUAUUAAAGUUUGAGGCCACACUGGCAAAGAACUCAAAGUCUGAGGAAGACUGGCGUAACUUGUCCUCAACGUACAACGAAAUGAACAUCUCUAUCUUGUCAGAGACAUAUCCGAAGAUUGAAUGGCUGAAACUAUUAAAUUAUUGGUUUGAACCGGCCAAUAUGACACUCAAUGAGAGCGAACGUGUGAUUGUAAAGGAGCCUGAAUACAUUAAACGUAUUGAGGAACUUCUGGAAGGAGAAAAUAUAUCUACGCUGUACAAUUUUGUGUACUGGACUCGGAUCCGAGCUCAAGGUGCUGGGGCAUCCAAAAACCUAGAAAAGCUCUUCUUUAACUUUAAUAAAGAGGCAUUCGGCGUAAAGAAAGACAGACCAUGGUGGAAGAAGUGUCUCACCCGUAUAUCAAGCUCAAUGACACACGCAUUAGGUCGUCUUUACGUGGACAAGAGGUUUGAUCCCAAAGCCAAGAAAACUAUUGACGAAUUGGUGGGUGUGCUUGACAGUACUUUUGGAGAGAUGCUUGAAAAUAAUACAUGGAUGGAUAAAUCUACACGUGAGGAGGCAAUGCAGAAGCUUCAAAAAAUGACAGCAAAAAUUGGAUACCCUUCUUGGAUACUAAACGAGACGUAUCUUAAUGACCUUUAUAAAUACGUGCCUGCAAUUUUUUUGAACUCUUCAUUUGUGAAUGUUCGGCGCGGCCUGAAUUUCAAUCACCACCUUCAGGAACUUCUCAGAUUACGAAAACCAUAUAAGAGAGAAGAUGAGUGGGUCACAGGUGCGGCAGUGAUAAAUGCGUUUUACGGUGUGCUGGAUAACGACAUCACCUUCCCUGCUGGAAUACUUCAGCCGCCACUUUUUCAAGACGGUGUGCCUUCAUCAAUCAACAUGGGAGCGAUUGGGGCAAUUAUAGGUCAUGAAAUUACUCAUGGGUUUGACAAUAUUGGAAGACAAUAUGAUGCUGGUGGACAUCUGCGAAACUGGUGGACCGAAAGCGCUAAACGAAUUUUUUUAGAAAAAGCUCAAUGCUUCAUAGAACAGUACGGCAAUGUUACCGUAAAGGAAGUGAACUUGACGAUAAACGGAAUAAAUACUCAGGGUGAAAAUAUUGCCGACUAUUCUGGCAUAAGAGCGGCGUAUCUGGCAUUCAGAAAGUUUAAUGACACUGACGAGGUGCUCCCCGGGUUAAACUUAACAGGAGACCAGCUGUUUUUCCUUUCAAAUGCAAUGAUAUGGUGCGAAAACAACAGGGUAGAAGAACUGCGACAUCAUGUACAAUAUUACCCCCACAGCCCUGGCAAGUAUCGGGUGAACAUUCCAAUGGGAAAUUCUCCAGAUUUCAUCCGUGUUUUCUCCUGCAGUCCUAACUCGAUUAUGAACAUUCAAAAGAAGUGCGCAUUGUGGUAA
This is a messenger RNA of Ixodes scapularis (black-legged tick), 2196 nucleotides long. RefSeq names its product neprilysin-4-like. The transcript is spliced from 20 exons. Gene Ontology annotation, biological process: protein processing. NCBI's taxonomy places the organism in Eukaryota, Metazoa, Arthropoda, Arachnida, Ixodida, Ixodidae. The record is from RefSeq and is a predicted model, not a curated record. Gene Ontology annotation, cellular component: plasma membrane. The coding region runs from base 1 to 2196 and encodes 731 amino acids. Gene Ontology annotation, molecular function: metalloendopeptidase activity.